Molecule: messenger RNA, 4339 nt
Organism: Cloeon dipterum
Lineage: Eukaryota; Metazoa; Arthropoda; Insecta; Ephemeroptera; Baetidae
Exons: 19
Coding region: 292-3837 (1181 amino acids)
Molecular function (GO): lipid binding
Source: RefSeq, a predicted model, not a curated record
UGCGUGGCCGCGGGCAGAAGCUCCAUCUGGCCCUUGUGGCGCGCUAGACAAGGGGUCUCGUUCACCCCUUGUUCCCCCGUGUGUGCAACGACACGCACGCAAGUGCAGUCUGGCGGUGGUUGCAGCCGCGGAUGAAAGCGUUCUGCGAUUGUUUGUCAACAAAUAAUUGCGCCGGCCGGACAGGUCCAAUUAGGAAAUUCGACGUGUUGUGCAAGCGGAGCGAAAGAUCUGCGGCGGUCGAGCAGCGCGAGGCACUCCGAUGACCUGAGCGCCAAGCAAAGCCAGGACACAAUGGUGCCGAUCAUGGGCGACCUUCCCAGCUCAAGGAGCAAGGCGGACAGCACCAGCACGUUGACGUCGGCCGACGACGAUUACGAAACGGAGCUGGCCAACAAAUCUCAGAGGGACGCACAGCUGGGUUGGAUGUUCGCGUUCGUGGCCGGCAGCGUGUUCGCGAGCUGGGCGCUGGGCGCGACCGGGGUCUCAGUGGCGUGGCUGUUCCUCUUGUUAGCUCUGCUCGCUGCCGUCUGGAGGGCAUCCCUGAGGCGGCUCGUCGAGGGUGCCAUACGCUACGAGACCCUGAGGGUCGCUCGCAGGAGGGCGCUCAGCGUUGAUGAGACCGCCGAGUGGUUCAACUUUUUGCUCAACCGAUGGUGGGUGUUCAGCUCGCCAAGUCUCUAUUCGCUGAUCCGAGAGCACUUGGAGCCGCUUUUGAACGAGGUGAAACCUUCCAUGGUCGAGCGGCUGGAGUUGCACCAGUUCACCCUGGGCGACCAGACGCCCCACGUACGCAGCGUGCGGGCGUUCGACGUGAGCGGGGGCGGCGUGCGACGACCCCUGAGCCCCGCCAGCCUGGCCAGGCCUCCGGCGGGGCUGGCGUUGAAGCUGAACCACCAAGUGGCACUCGAGGCCGACGUCAGACUUGACUGUGAUGACUUCAGGAUGAUCCUCAGAUCCAGAUUUGGAAAGGGGGUUGGCAUGGACUUGGACUUAGCCAUGGAAAAGCUCAACAUCUCCGGCCGCAUCUACAUCACGUUCACCCUCAACAUGGACGCGCCUUUCCCGCACGUCACCCACCUGACGCUCUCCUUCCUUGAGAAACCUGAGGUUUGGUUCAGCGUCAGGAUUUUAAAGGCUGUUCAAAUGAUGGAGGUGCCACUGCUGAAAACUUGGAUCCACUCGGUGGUGAUGGAGGCGCUGGUGACAUCACUUGUUGAUCCUGGCCACUUGGACGUGAACCUGGUGUCCGCCGACAGACCGUCAGCUGCCCACGGACCGGGUGAGACCAUCGCAAAGGGCGUUCUCACCAUCACUCUGACUAUGAGCUCUGGACCUGCAUGUAAUGCAGCAAAAGACAAUGCAGCUAGCGGUGACGACGCAAAGUGGCUAGUAUUGUGUCUCGGGGACCAAAGGGUCGUGACUUCAAAUCUGGCGCCGCGCUGGCAGCAUACAGGCUCCUUUCUGGUGUCCUCCCUGCACACGGACACGCUACUCAUCAAGCUCAAGACAAAAAGAUUCGUCAGCGCAAUAACGCUGGCCCAGUUUGAAUUGCCCCUCGCAAGCUACAAUCUUGAAUCUACUAAAGUAGUGGAAACACUGCUGCACAAAAAGAUGACCAAAGUUUCGUCGGGUUCGAUUCCCAACAUUUGCAUGCGGCUGGACUACACGUCUGUGCCGCCAAUCAACCUGGAGUGCCCGCAGGAGAUUGUGUCCAACCCGUCGGAACGGGGGCUGUCCGGAGUGCUGCUCAUCUGUGUUCAUAGUGCUGACGGCCUAGCUAUAAUUGGCGAACCUGCCACUUGCAACCCCUACUGCAUGGUCUUCAACGGGAGGAAGAAGGUCAAGACGACGCACUACGUCAAGGCGACUGGCACCCCGCAGUGGGAGUCCAAGACCCAGUUCCUGGUCAGCGACUUCACGCAAGCCAUGCUGUCGUUCGUCGUGUGCUCUUGGGGCAGGGAUAAAACCGGCGACACAGACUUACUGGGCAUCACAAACUUCUCUCUCACGCAGGAAGAGCCAGUGGUGAUUAAGCGGGUGCUGCCUCUAAACGUAAACUCGCCCCCGCGGGCAGCAGCACCUUCUGGCUCCAUCACCGUGUCCGCAGUGUUCCAGGCAGUUAGCGCUGUCGCUCAAUCCGUAGGAUCUCACCCCCGAGGAUCGAUUGCUGCAGCCAACAGUCCAGGAGGGUCAGACGAUGACGACUCCUCUGUUAGCUCUAGUCGGAGCAAAAGGAGCUCCAACAACUGGAUGCAGCAGGCUAAACAACUGUUAUCACACAAAGAAGUAGAAAUGAAUGACAUUAGCUCCCUUCUAGCGAAGGGCUCAGGGUUAAUGGAGGUUUAUCUUAUCAGGGCCAAAGACUUGGAAGCAAAGGACCUAAACGGCUUUAGCGACCCCUAUUGUGAAUUGAAGAUUAAUGGAGAGUGUAAAUAUAAGUCCAACAUUAAAAAGAAGACGUUAAACCCUGUUUGGGAAGAGAGCGCCAUUAUGGGGCUUCCACGGCAGGGAGAAACUCUAGACUUGGUGAUUUGGGACCACGAUGUUCUGGGAAUGAAAGACUUCAUAGGCAGCGUAUCAUUGACUGUAGAUGAGAUUAGACAAUUUUCCGCGCUGGACACAUCUCAGUGGAAACUGCUUCAGGGCGUCAAGACUGGAUCUGUAGAACUCAGAGUAAAAGUUAUUUCGGAAACCACAGGGUUCACGUCACCACUAAGUACAAACCAAUCUCUAUCAUCAGCAACUGACGACACGCCUAGGAAUAUGACCCCGAGGAACUCGACCGACAUGACAGACCGAGGAAAGUUAAAACUCUCGCUGGAUAACAAACCACCAGUGCCAAUGAGAACAGUCACUGUGAAUUACAAGCCGAAUCAGUCGUCUGGCUCCAAUCACCAUCACGUCCUGGACCCUCCGAAAAUUCCAGUUGUUCCGACCAUAAGCUCAAACGGCGCGCACAAUUUCAAUAACUACGCCAAUGGACCGCCAGCGCACACUUCAGUGGUGGUUUCAAGCGCUGAACGCAGUCCAAAUGGGCUGAAGGUGCACCGAAAUGGACGGGGAUCGCUGACUCCAAGUCCCGAGCCAGCACUGAAGAAGGGUGACCAAUACAACAGUUUCAGGACUAUGAAAAAUAAGGUGAAGAGGGGCUUCAACCUGAGACGAUUCAGGUCUGAGGUGAACAUGCAGGGCGGCGAGGAAGCGAGCAACGGCGUGAGCCAAGUGGCGUUGAACAUUGACCCGCGAGGUGGCGGCGAGGCGGACGCGUCCGAUUUGCUGAACGGUGAGCCCUUGAAACAUGCUGUGUCCCAACCCAACAUCCCUUGCCGCCUCCGUGCACGUCCCACAGGCCUCAAGGUUGAUGAGCAGCAGGAGGUACAGCCCGAGAAGUUUUUUGGUAUUGAGGGAAAAAUUGUCCAGGCGCAGGGACUCUGCGUGUCGCACAUUGCCCAGGUCUACUGCCGAAUAAAACUUCACAGCUCUGAGAAAUCCCACAGAAGCGGCGGAAAAACAUUGGCAAAGUCUCGGCUCAUCCCAGCAGUUCCAAACCCGGUUUUCAACCUUGCUUUCGAGAUAGACACUCCUGAAGGCGUGUCCAAACAAGCAGCCCUGCUUUUUGAGAUCAGGGCGACUGGAAAAGAGUUGGUUGCGUCCAGAAGAGUGACCAUAGAAGAACUCAUGCAGGAUGCAUUAACCGACGGAAGCCCCGUGAAAACCUGGCUGAACCUGAGUACCGGCGCUUCUAUUCAGGUCGAGGUUGCGUACGGCCGAGAAAUCAAGAAGGAGUCGAGGAAACUUUUCCGCAGCUGGUCUGUGCACAGAAUUGGCAAGAUUUAACAAAAUAAUAAUUAUUUCCAACGUGCGAGAAAUCUCUUUACUCGAUGUCACUGCAUUUGUCCAACUUUAGAUAUAAAGAAAAUAGAUUUUUGCCUCCAUUCAACAUUCCAGUGUGACUUGAUAAUAAUGACUUUUCAUGUGUAUUUCAAGGAGUAUUUUCAAAUCUCAAAUCUUUCAUGAAAAUAUUUUUUUCAACUCAAAUCUAGGUCUCACGGGCAUUAUAAAAAUUCUAAACUGUGUUUUUUAACUAUCAGCAUUGGAUGUAAAUCCAGAAAAAUUCGAGUUUUUCAUAAAUCUUUCUUCCUUCGAUUUAAAAUAACAAACUUCCAUUAAAUCAUUAAAUUUUUCUUACUUGGUAGUCACUCUUUUGUGUAAAUUAAUGUUCCAAUAUAUUAUUGUGGCGAUCAAACUUCCCCUUCGACUGAAUAGUUUUAGUGUUACUUAUAGUGAUCCAUAAAAUUAUUUAAGAUCUCAAAAAUAAAUUUGCUUAUUUAAAGCUGAA